AUGAAUGAAGAAAACAUAGAGGAUCCAUUAGACAUUCCUGGUUAUUUUUUUGAUAAAAAAAAAAAUAGAUAUUUUUUAAUUGAUAAUGAGUUAAAAAAACAAUUAAAAAAAGAAGAAUUUAAUAAAUUAAUUAACAAUGCAAAAAAAAAAAAUCGUGAAAGUAACGUAGAACCAAAAAAAUAUGUAAAAAAAAAAUUUCAUCAAAUUCAUGGAUUAAAAGAAAUGAAAAAAAAAAAAAAAAAUGCUAAUAAUAAUAAAUCGAAUAUUAAAGACAACAAUAAUAUAAAUUGUGUAUUUUUAAAUAAAACUAAUAUUAUUCUAAAUAAUAAGGAAAAAAAUUUUCAAUUUAUCAAUAAUGAAUUAAAUUUUUUAAAAAGAAAUAUAUCUGAAAAUCGAAACAUAUAUAAUAUUAUUAAGCGUAUAAGGAAUUAUAAUUUUUUGGAGGAUUCAAUUUUAAGCUUACCAUCAAUUUUUAUUAAUUCUAACUAUUGUGAAUAUAUUAAAGUAGAAGAUUUAUGUGAAUUAUCAACAAAUAAUAAUAUACUAUUCCAAAAAGAAAACAAAAGUUUAGACAACACAAAAUCUCCUUGUUUUUUAAGUAUUAAAAGAAGCGAUGGCAUAGAUGUACCACUGAAUGAUUUUAAAUGCUUUAAUUUAAGUAAAAAAUUAAUAGAUGAAAAUAAAAGAAAAAGUAAAUUAGAAUUAAAGGAUAUUAAUAAUGAACCAUUUGAAAACAACAAAAAAUACCGAAAACAUAAUUUUUCCAGUAAUAAAUUUAACGAAAAUAUUAAAAAUUACAAUAUAAUAAACAAGAAUGAUUCCGACAGAUAUAUUCAAGAUUUUAAAAGUAACAUAUCUUUUAGUUGUGAUAAUAUAGAAGAAAGUUUAUUAAUUCCUAAACUUUAUGGUCGAACAUAUCAAAAAUUAAAUUCCUACAAUACAGAGAAUAUAAAAUCAAAAAUAGUAGCUAAUAGAUAUAAGGCUAAUUUUUACUAUUUUUAUUAUAAUUAUAAUGAAGACUUAGAAGGAAAUAAUUUAAGAGAAGUAAAUAAUAAUAACACUACACGUGAGCAAAACUUUACUACUUUUAAUAAUAUUUCAAAUAAUACUAUAUAUCAAGAAACUGAUAUACAAAUUCCUUCAGAUAACUUACCAAUUAGACAUUUCGAUGCAACAACAAAUGAAGCACGAAUUUCAAAAACCUUUAAACCUUCCGAAUCAUUUUUUCAUUUAUUUAGUAAUCCUCAAUAUGAUGAUUUCAUUUUUAGUACAACUAAAGAAAACAAUUUUUCAUUUAGUUUGGGAGCCAUUGACAUGAAUAAAUUUGUCCAAACAAAUAAAAAAUCUCCUAUAAAUGAUAUAAUCCAUGAAAAUGUUUAUUAUAGCACUGAUACCAAGUAUUUAUGUAGCUACUCUAAAGAACAAAGUGAAAUUCUUUGUAUUUCUCCUCAAAUAUUAUCUCAUUUUAAUAUAUUUAAUGGAGAAUAUGUUGCUUACUCUUCAUAUGGAAAUACAAAAGAUGAAAAAAGCUUACUAUGUUUGUUAAGUAUAAAAUCAUUUUUUCAAUGCAAUCCCAAAAUAGCAAUUUAUAGCUUCAUAAGUGAAAUAAAUUAUUUUAAAUUAUUUCCUUCAAUGGACAAUAAUGAUCCUACAUAUAAUGAUAAUUAUACAAGUAAUAAUAAUACUUAUGAUGAAUAUUCAUAUCAUCAUAAUAAUAAAAUUGAUAAAAUUUUUAUAUGUGGAUCUUUUCCUUGUUUCAGUUUUAGUACAAUAAAAGAUGAUGUUACUUAUUGCAUAUGGGAUAGUAAGAAAUUAAAAGUUCAUGAUUUAUUAUCAAUGAAUGAAGACAUAACAUUUUAUAUUGAAAAUAUUUUAAGUGGAAAACAAUAUCCUUUAUUUUCAUUAUAUGAAAAUAAUUCUCAAAAAAAACUGAGAUUUUAUUCUAAAAAAAGUAAAGAAAAAGUAAAAAAAGAAAAUGAAAAAACAAUAAUAGGUGAGUUUUAUGAAAACGACAUGAAAAAAAAAAAUGAAUAUAAAACAAAAAAUUCUAGUAAAUAUUUAAAUAAUGAUGGUUAUGUGAAUAUAAAUAAAUAUGAAGUUCCAAAAAUAAAUGAUGCUCAAUCUACACGAAAGUUAAGUUAUGUAAAUAACAAUUUAAGUAAAAAUAAUUCAAGAAAUUAUAGCUCAAUAAAUUCAAAUGAAAAAAAUACGAGUAAGUAUAAUCUCUCCUAUAAUUACUAUUCACCAAAUUCUCAGAGGUACAAUUACAAUGAUAAUAAAAAGAAAGGAAUAUGUUGUGAAAAUGUAAAAAAAGCAAAUAAUAAUAUUUUUUUAUGUUGUAAUACAGAAUAUUUAUAUUUAUGUGAUUUACGAUGCAAUUUUUUAAAUACAAUAUCCAAACUUAGACUAAAUGAAGGAUAUGUAAAUAAAAUUUAUUCAUUAAACAACAAUUUUCAAUACAUAUUAUCAAAAACUAACAAUCAUAUAGGUUUAUAUGAUAUGCGGUAUUUAAAUUACAAAGAUAAUGAUGAAACAAAAAGUAAUCUAUUAGUUACAUAUGAAAGAUUUAUAGAUAAUAAUAAUCUUAAAAAAUAUCUCAAUGAUUUUUAUGUUAUAGACAAUGAGCAGUACAUUGUUUCCCUGGAUACCUACACGAAUUCUGUUUAUAUAUAUGAUAUUAUGAGCACCGCAAACAGAAUCAUAAAUUUAGAUGGAAACUCUGAUUAUUCAAAAAACAAUCAAUUACACAGUUAUGCAAAUUUAUCUAGAAUUCCUUAUAUAUACUCAUGUAACUUAUAUGAUGAUGAAUAUUAUAAUUAUUAUAAAAAAAAAAUUAAAGAAACUAAAGCAACUAAUAGAAAAUAUGUAAAUCAUUUUAAUCCUUUGAAAUCCUAUCCAAAAAAGGAUUUAUUUAUAGGACUAAAUGUUCAAUCAAUUUUACCUCUUUUUUAUAUUAAACAGAAAUAUAAUAAACAUAAUUUCAUUUCUAUAAAUGAAGGAGGUUUUAUUUGUACCAUAAAUAUAUAA
This is a messenger RNA of Plasmodium gallinaceum, 3027 nucleotides long. Its product is annotated as conserved Plasmodium protein, unknown function. The transcript has a single exon. Lineage: Eukaryota; Apicomplexa; Aconoidasida; Haemosporida; Plasmodiidae. The record is from RefSeq and is a predicted model, not a curated record. The coding region runs from base 1 to 3027 and encodes 1008 amino acids.